Messenger RNA from Medicago truncatula (barrel medic), 1811 nucleotides. Its product is annotated as guanylate kinase 2. Gene Ontology annotation, molecular function: protein binding; GMP kinase activity. The transcript has 11 exons. The coding region runs from base 303 to 1487 and encodes 394 amino acids. NCBI's taxonomy places the organism in Eukaryota, Viridiplantae, Streptophyta, Magnoliopsida, Fabales, Fabaceae. The record is from RefSeq and is a predicted model, not a curated record. Gene Ontology annotation, cellular component: cytosol. Gene Ontology annotation, biological process: purine nucleotide metabolic process.
GCACCCCCACAAAGAAAACAUAAACAGGUCCUGCCUGCCUGCCCUUGAAGGUUUGUAAAUUCAACAAAGCCGCCCCCUUUUUUCUUUUGAGCCUACAAAUAUGAAUUUCUUCCUCACAUUUUCUUCAAACCCUCUUUUCCUUUUUCAUCUUUUUGCUUUAUAACAUCAACAACAACAACAACAACUAACUCUGUUCUACCACAAAACAAAAUCAUCUUUUUUAAGGUUCUAAAGAACAGAACACCUCGUUCUUGCUUCGUUUCCUAAGGGUUUAAUCGAGGAAUAUAGACACAUAUUUCUCUAUGGGUGAAGCACCAGCAUUCCUUGUUGAUGACCUUCAAGAUGGACCUCUUAAUGGUCUUGAAUUGAAUAAUGGAACUUGCAAAACAACUACUGUCGUUGGCGAAAAAACGUAUGUCACUGUUGGAGCUGAUGAUGGAACUUUGUCCAUUGACGUUCAAAUUUUUGACCGUAGUCUUGGAGAAUGGGUUCACCCAACUGUGCUAGGCACCAAACCCUUGUCAUGCAAUGGACACUCAGCCGUGCUUUUCGAAAACCGGAUCCUAGUUCUUAAGAAGGGUUCCAAAUCAGAUGACCAGAUAUGGUUUCUAGAGGUGGACACUGAAUAUGUUAGGCAGCAGCGGAAAAAAUUGGGGACUGAGGUGGUUGCUUGGAGUAAGGGUGUGAUAGGCAAUGCUGAGAAACCUAUUGUUAUUAGUGGUCCUUCUGGAGUUGGUAAAGGAACACUGAUAUCAAUGCUCAUGAAGGAAUUCCCUUCGAUGUUUGGUUUUUCUGUGAGUCAUACAACCCGUGCUCCGAGAAAUAUGGAGAAAGAUGGGGUCCAUUACCAUUUUACCGAGAAGAGUGUGAUGGAGAAAGAGAUUAAAAGUGGAAAGUUUCUCGAAUUUGCUUCUGUCCAUGGUAAUUUGUAUGGGACCAGUGUUGAGGCUGUUGAAGUGGUAGCAGAUGCAGGAAAAAGGUGCAUUCUUGAUAUUGAUGUUCAAGGAGCAAGAUCUGUUAGGGCUAGUUCUCUUGAAGCCAUAUUCAUCUUUGUCUGUCCACCAUCAAUGGAAGAGCUUGAGAAGCGCCUUCGUGACAGAGGGACUGAGACUGAGGAACAGAUCCUGAAGCGACUGCGUAAUGCUCAGGCUGAGAUUGAGCAAGGAAAGUCUUCGAAUAUAUUUGAUUUCAUCUUAUACAAUGACAACCUUGAAGAGUGUUAUGACAGACUUAAGAAAUUACUGGGACUUGAUGGUUUUGUCGCAACUUCACCCAAAUCAGCAGCACCUAGAGAGAUUAAUCUACCAACAGAUCAUUCAGUGUCUAAAAUUGAUGACAAAAUCAUCAUAAGCUGCAUCUCUUCUGGACUUGACAAGGAGUCAAAGAAUUCUAUCAUGUUGGAUGUUUCCUCACUGAAAGGGGGUGCACCUGGAAGGACAAGAGGACUUGAUUUUCAAGUCAUAGGCUCUAUGGAUCAGCUUAGCUAACACUCUAUGAACUUUAGCCACAACUAACUUGGUUUUUCAUCAUUCUUAUUGUAACUUGCGAAAAUGCGACGCUCGAAAAGGCAUUAGAUUUAUGCAUUAGACAUUUUUUUUCACUCUUACCAGCGUUCUUUGAUUAUUUAUGGCAAUUGAAAUUGACUUGAGUAGUGUUGGUGAUGACACAUUAUUAUUCCCUGCAUGGGCAAUGAGAAGAUUUUUGUGAUUUCGUGUCUCUAGUAUAUUUCAUCAACAUAGAAAGCAUAAUAUUGUUGAACACUCCUAGUAUGAGUAUGUACACCUUGUGUCUGGCUAGAUAAGGUGUUUCAA